CAAAAUUGUUUCCACUCUUUUACACAUAAAGAAUUGCAUAAUACUUCUGAAAAAUGCUCUGGUGUGAAGUAGCAGAAAUAAUAAAUCGACCUCAUGCAUCCAUGCGGAUAGGUGUCAGUAUUAGUCCAUUAGGAAGAAGAAAAACCAUCCAGACAUACACUACCUGUAAUGAUGGGUCGGCAGAGCGGGGAUCCAUUCGCAAGCUUUAUUAAGAACAGUAUUUACACAGGUAGACAGGGGCAAAGGCAGGUACAUAAACAAGGACAGGCAAUGGUCGAGGCAGGCGGCAGACAAACAGAAUCAGGGUACAGGCAAGGAUCAGGGCAGGCAGCAAACAAUCACAGUCCAGGAAACAGGCAAAGAUCAGGGCAGGCAGCAAGGGUCACAGAGAAUAAACAAUCCAACGGUAACAGGGUAAACAGUCCACAAGAAAACGCUCAGCGUUGAUCACCGGGGCAAAUCAAGACUUCGCAAUGAGGUGGUGUGUGUGUGAGUCCUUUAUAGUCCAGGUAGUGUGCUAAGCUGUAUGUGGCAGCUGGUGAUUGGUGUGGAGUGUGCAUGUGAUUGGCAAGGAGGAUUAUGGGAAAUGGAGUCCAGGAACUGACAGGAACAGACAGUGAUCGUGACACUACCAUUCAAAAGUUUGGGAGAGGCAACCCUAUCCUAAAGUUUGUGAGAAAUGUUCCUUGGGAGUUUGGAGAAGUGGUGCCAGACUAUGUUUUGGGGCGGACAACUUGUGCUCUUUUUCUCAGUGUGCGUUACCAUAAUCUGAACCCAAACUACAUCCAUGAGCGUCUGAAACAGCUGGGACAGAGUUUCACACUCAGAGUGUUGCUCGUCCAAGUCGAUGUGAAAGACCCUCAUCAUGCACUGAAAGAGCUUGCUCGAAUAUGCAUCAUGGCUGACUGUACCCUCAUUUUGGCCUGGAGUCCUGAGGAAGCAGGUCGUUACCUUGAGACAUAUAAAUCAUACGAGAAGAAACCUGCAGAUCUUCUGAAAGAACAAGUGGAGAAAAAUUACCUGUCCCAGGUUACAGAUUGUUUAACCACAGUAAAGUCUGUCAAUAAGACAGAUGCCAUGACUCUGCUGUCUACUUUUUCUUCUUUGGAGGGCAUCAUUAAGGCUUCUAAGGAGGAACUAGUUUUGUGCCCUGGACUCGGUCCGCAGAAGGCAAGAAGGCUUUAUGAUAUACUGCACCAACCCUUCGUAAAGACCAAGAAGAAUGAAAGCGGAUAAAUCCAAACUGUGACUCACAAAAUCACUGUGUCUUAGAACAUAUUCUUUGGUCUAUAAUGAUCUUGGCCUGUAAGUGGGGCAUGAACAGCCUCUAAAAAUCCAAAAUGCAGUGGUUUAUUUGUUAGUUUUGUUGUGGGGAUUUUUUUUUUUUUUUUGGUGGGGGUAUUUAUUUUUUGUAUGUAACCUGAUUUUGUAAUUCUGUAAAAAAAAAAAAAAAAAAAUCCAGUUUUUUUAAUGGGUGUUUAUGAAAAUUUAAAUAAAUAUCAAUAGUAUUCAGGGGUAAUUGUAUGUUAUGUUGUUAUUUUAGAGUGGGGGGUGAGGUUCUCUUAUAACCCCAUGAUUCUUAUUGCAAUUGGAACAAAACCUAUAGAAACCACCUGUCAUAUAAGAAAAAAUGGAUGGAAACAUGUGGACAGACUCAAAUAAGAAUGGAAAUAGGAAUUAGACUAUAUGAGCAAACUGACUCAGAGUAUGAAUGUGUUUGUGGGCCAAAAGUUUAUGGCCAUCACAAAUGCCAAAAAUAAAUGUCAUCAUACUAUCAUUUACUGUCAUAUCACAACUAAGCCAGUGGGAGGUUUUAUACUGCAGUCAGUGAUGAAUAGGAAUCUUCUUAAAGCUGUGUUAAUGUGAAUGUUAUACUGUUUGCAUAGUCCUUAAAGGUAUAGUCCACCCAAAAAUAAAAAAUUCUGUCAUCAUUUACUCA
Ctenopharyngodon idella (grass carp) is the source of this 1939-nucleotide messenger RNA. RefSeq names its product excision repair cross-complementation group 1 (gene ercc1). Lineage: Eukaryota; Metazoa; Chordata; Actinopteri; Cypriniformes; Xenocyprididae. Gene Ontology annotation, cellular component: ERCC4-ERCC1 complex; nucleotide-excision repair factor 1 complex; nucleus. The record is from RefSeq and is a predicted model, not a curated record. The transcript is spliced from 8 exons. Gene Ontology annotation, molecular function: damaged DNA binding; single-stranded DNA binding. Bases 580 to 1236 code for a protein of 218 amino acids. Gene Ontology annotation, biological process: nucleotide-excision repair; UV-damage excision repair; mitotic recombination.